UAGAUUCAACAAAACGUAACUUGUCAAAAUGAGUAUGAAUCCACUUGUCGAAUGUAAGAGUAGAGUCACACAAAAGUUGCAUACUCUUCAAUUGCUACACAUACACCAGCCUUCAUAUAUAAAUUGUAACAACUCUUUCGACUUGGAAUUGUCUUCUUAUUCAGAGCAUUUGGUCUUAUAUCAUCUCUUGCUAGUACAUUAAUUUAAUAUAAAGUUUUAAUUCUCUGCUGAUUUACCAGAAUAUACAACAUAAAAAAUAUAUACUGCACUUCCGUUUGGACUAUGAAUUUUCUUCGGCUGCUUCAUAUCAUAUCAAAUAUCAUAACUACAAAAAAAAAAAAAUAACGACUCUCAACUAUCAAUUUUACGAGGUUUAACUCUAUAUAUAUAGUAAGAUAUUUAAUUUUCUUAGCAGCAAAGUGUAUCUGAUCGUUCUCUAUAACUAAUUAGUCACCCUUAGCUUGCAUUGGCUUCUUCAAUUUCUUCCACUCAAUGUUUUCAUUUCUGUAUUAUCUGCUUCUUCUUGCAAUUCCUCUAAUGGCAGUAGUGAUAUUUCAUCACUUAAAGAAACAACAACACAAAAGAACCACUCUACCACCAGGUCCUAAACCACUUCCCAUAAUCGGAAACCUCCACCAACUCGACAGCUCCAACCUCAAUCUCCAACUAUGGAACCUCUCAAAGAUCUACGGCUCCAUAUUCUCCCUUCAAAUAGGGUUCAAACCAGCCAUAGUUAUCUCCUCACCGAAACUCGCAAAGGAGGUUCUCAAAGACCAUGAUCUUGACGUUUCAAGCAGACCUCCGUCGCUCGGAACCACUAGACUCUCUUACAACGGUUUCGAUUUGAUUUUCUCUCCAUGCAGCGAGUACUGGAGAGAAAUCAGGAAGAUCUGCGUCGUUCAUUUCUUCAGCUCCAAGCGAAUCUCUGGAUUCUACCACAUCAGAAAAUCUGAAGUGGAAAGAAUGUUAGGCAAGAUAUCAGAGCACGUGAGUUCUUUGAAAACCACGAAUCUGAGUGAGAUAUUGAUGUCCGUGUCGAGUUCUAUAGUGUGCAGGAUUGCGUGCAGAAGAAGAUACGAAGUUUAUAUGGCAAGAAACCAUUCAUAGAAGAUGAAAAUAUUGAAAAGCUUGUUUAUCUGAAAGCAGUGAUCAAAGAAACAUCAAGAUAUUAUGCACCUGCACCAUUGGUAC
This is a messenger RNA of Arachis ipaensis, 1191 nucleotides long. NCBI's taxonomy places the organism in Eukaryota, Viridiplantae, Streptophyta, Magnoliopsida, Fabales, Fabaceae. The record is from RefSeq and is a predicted model, not a curated record.